AUGGAUGUGAAGCCUGAUCAUUGUCUUCGCAUUUUGUUCCGCCUCUUGCAGGAUUCGUUGUGGUUGCGACCACGAAGCGUGCCCACCAUAGACAACUUGACUCUGGCGGCCUAUCAAGAGCAGUACGAGGGCCAACUCCCGGUUGUCUGGCGGGGCGCGUAUCAGAACCUGAGUUGCUUGGAAGAUGGUUGGAUUGAGAAGGCUGUCAUGAAGCCCUUUGGGAAGGAGCGGGUGGUUUUCGUGGGUUUCGGCAAAGGCGAAGAGCGCGUCAUGUCUGCCAAGCUUGAAACGUUUCUCAGUCACAUCAACAAAAACACCCAGGAGGCGUGGUCAUACAUACAGGAUGACCAUUUUCUCCGAAGACAUCCCGAGCUCAUGUGGGAGUGUCCCCCCAUGCCUGCAGAGCUCCAGAAAGAGGAUUUGUUUGCCUUGGCACCCGCAAGAUUCGCCCCACAGAAUGCAACUUUGCUUUGGGGCGGACGUUUUUCCAGGUCAAGACUUCACGUGGAUAACUACAAUUGGACUGGAACAAACCUGGUCCUGCGUGGAGAGAAGUUCGUGCGACUGAUUCCGCCAGGAGGCCACGAUCACCAUCUAAAAGUUACAAUUCGAUCUUGUGGUUCUGCGCUGGAGUGCGUUAACUAUGAAGCUGCCGCUGACCUGUUUGAGGGCGCCCCGCAGGGCGUGCCGAUAUGGGAAGCGAAAUUGACUUCUGGAGACUUGCUUCUGAUUCCUUCUGGCUGGUGGCAUCAAGCGGUGAACCUUGGCAACACUUUGGCGCUGGCAAGUGGGCUCAUCACACCGCAAAGUGGCUCUUGGUCGGCAGUGGCUGAAGUGGUGAAGUACCACCACAAGGUUCAUCCGAAUUGGACGUGGGGAAGGUUACCAUCGCCUCCCGCUCCUAAAACAAAGCUGCCGAAGGAUGAAGCAACGCGGAUUUUUCGCAGGUUUAUCAACUCCCUUCCCGAUGGCGCGGUCAAGGCUGCAGAAAAGUGGCAUGCAGAAGCAAGGAAGCUGCGACGAAGCCAUCGUCGAUCUAGAAAAGUAGAAUUGUGA
This is a messenger RNA of Symbiodinium pilosum, 1056 nucleotides long. The record is from the annotation of a GenBank genome assembly. NCBI's taxonomy places the organism in Eukaryota, Dinophyceae, Suessiales, Symbiodiniaceae.